This is a messenger RNA of Jatropha curcas, 1224 nucleotides long. Its product is annotated as Haloacid dehalogenase-like hydrolase (HAD) superfamily protein. The record is from RefSeq and is a predicted model, not a curated record. NCBI's taxonomy places the organism in Eukaryota, Viridiplantae, Streptophyta, Magnoliopsida, Malpighiales, Euphorbiaceae.
UCAAUUUUCAAUAAUAUACCAAAAGGAGAUGAAAAUAUGCUCACCACCUCAGACACAGUCACAUAGGAGACGUGUUGGUGGGUCAGCUUAUAGUUGAACUGCUAUAAAUGUAGCUCCAAUGGCCGCUAUUCGACCAUGCAUUUCUAAUUUAUCAGAGCUGUUAUAUUCAUUCUACUGUUUAAGAGGUACUUAUAUGGAGAUGAAUCCCGAGGGGAGGGUCAAUGAACUCAAAUAUGAUUGCUUGCUUUUUGAUAUGGAUGACACUCUAUAUCCCAUGAGCUGUGGUCUCAACUUGGCUUGCCGCAAGAACAUAGAAGAGUUCAUGUUGCACCACUUACAUAUUGAAGAAAGUGAAGUACCAAGGAUGUGUUUGGAACUAUACAGAGAAUAUGGAACAACAAUGGCUGGUUUGAAGGUUCUUGGUUAUGAAUUUGAUGAUGAUGAGUUCCAUGCAAUAGCUCAUGGAAGAUUACCUUAUGAGAAAUUGAAGCCUGAUCCUGUAUUGAGGAACCUUCUCCUUUCUAUUCCACAAAGGAAAAUAAUCUUCACUAAUGCCGACAAGGGUCAUGCAGCUGAAGUUCUGAAAAGGUUGGGGUUGGAAGAUUGUUUUGAAGGCAUCAUAUGCUUUGAAACCCUUAAUCCUCCCGUUAAAACUGCUAAUUAUACGGAUGCAUCAGAUGACAAGAAUUGUCACUCCAAGCCAAGAAUCCUCUGUAAACCCUCUUUGGAGGCAAUGGAAGCAGCUAUUGAAAUUGCAAAUGUCGACCCCAAGAAAACUAUCUUCUUUGAUGACAGUGCUAGAAACAUUGCAAGUGGGAAAGCAGCUGGACUUCACACAGUCAUUGUAGGGAGCUCAGUCCUAGUGCCAGGUGCAGACCAUGCCUUGAGUAGCAUACACAAUAUCAAGGAAGCAAUACCUGAAAUAUGGGAGGGUGAAGAGGAGCAUCACGAGCAGGUUAUCCAGUCCAGUGCAGUUGAAACUGUGGUUAUUGCUUAGGUUUCUCCUUAGUUCACACAUAUACACAUACACUGGGAUAUUAGAGUUGGAAGCUCAUUCUAUUUGAUAUGAUUAUGUAAUACCAUCCUCGACAUUACUUCAACCUUAGCGGCACCAGGAUAAUGAAACCCGAGUUACAAUUUAUCUAGUAAAGCCUUGUUGUGCUGAGAUUGUAAGCCAACAUUAGCAUUUAUGUUCAAAUAUAAAUAAUAUGUUCACUUCUAGCA